Molecule: messenger RNA, 849 nt
Organism: Plodia interpunctella (Indianmeal moth)
Lineage: Eukaryota; Metazoa; Arthropoda; Insecta; Lepidoptera; Pyralidae
Exons: 3
Coding region: 140-658 (172 amino acids)
Source: RefSeq, a predicted model, not a curated record
UACUUUUUUAACAAUCUUUGAAAUAUUCACAGUAUUUGAGUUAUUCUAAUCUGUCACUACAGUACACCAUUAAAAAGAGGUUAUGUAAUGUAUGGUAUGCAUUACUUGUAAUUUAUGAAAAACCAUGUGAAAAUCAUUAAUGAAUCAAAACAUGCCAGAAAAUAGCACUAGUAAAAGUCCAAAUAAUAAUAGCAGUGCCGAAACAGACAUUGCACAUGAUGUGUCCAAAAUAGAUAUUGAUCCUGAUUCUAUUUCUGAAGAUAAAUGGAUGAUCAGAGAUUGUCAAGUAUACAAAGAUGAGUAUAAGGAGUGCACCAGCUUCCGGGGCAGGUUCCAGCAGUAUUUUAUAUACGGAGAGUCGCUGGACUGCAACCAGUGGAAAAAGGAUUACAACAACUGCUGUAAAUGGGAGGACAGUAAAGAUCUUAAAGCUGCUAACUCAUUGAUCAAAAGUGAAAGAGCCCGUCGUUUAGAAAGGCUGAGGGCACAUUAUAGAAAUGACACAUGGAAACAGAGAGAUGGUCCACCCCCAGACUGGGACAAGCCACUGCCCGAGUGGAUGGUAAAGCGAGACGAGAACACAUUCCUUGCAGUGAAGGCCAAAGAAAUGAAAGAGGGAAAAGAAAACAUUGAGAAAAGCUUCUGUUCAAUCAUGUGACCCUAGUUUCUUCUUAGAGUAAGUAGCCAAUUAAUAAAGUAUUUAUUGAAUUUACUUUUUGUUUAGUUUUGCAAUGUGUAAUAUAAAUCCCACGUAAAUUCAUAUUUUGUCAGAUACAAUAUUAUAAAUGGAAGACUAAAAUCAAAUGAUAUAUCUUAGUGAUGAAAUAAAUUUAAUUAACAUCCUGUCAA